Eublepharis macularius is the source of this 1266-nucleotide messenger RNA. It is a transcript of the gene SYT2, whose product is annotated as synaptotagmin 2. Gene Ontology annotation, biological process: regulation of calcium ion-dependent exocytosis; cellular response to calcium ion; synaptic vesicle endocytosis. Gene Ontology annotation, cellular component: synaptic vesicle membrane; dense core granule; axon. The transcript is spliced from 8 exons. Gene Ontology annotation, molecular function: clathrin binding; phosphatidylserine binding; calcium ion binding. Bases 1 to 1266 code for a protein of 421 amino acids. The record is from RefSeq and is a predicted model, not a curated record. NCBI's taxonomy places the organism in Eukaryota, Metazoa, Chordata, Lepidosauria, Squamata, Eublepharidae.
AUGACUUGGAAACUCUUCAAGAAAAAUCCUGAGCCCAUCAUAGCAGGAACUGUGGCACCUGCAACCCCCACCACAACAGGAGGAUCAAUGGACAACACAACUGAGUCAGGCCCAGUGGAGAGCAAGGAGGACAUGUUUGCUCAGAUUAAAGAAAAAUUUAUGAAUGAAAUAAACAAGAUUCCAUUGCCGCCGUGGGCCCUGAUUGCCAUUGCAGUGGUAGCUGGGCUCCUGAUCCUCACCUGCUGCUUUUGCAUCUGCAAGAAGUGCUGCUGCAAGAAGAAGAAAAACAAGAAGGAGAAGGGCAAGGGGAUGAAAAAUGCCAUGAACAUGAAAGACAUGACAGGCCAGAACAAACAGGAUGAUGAUGAUGGAGAUGGCGAAGAAGAGGGUGAAGGCGAGGAGGAGGAGAAGGAACCGGAGAACUUGGGCAAGCUGCAGUUCUCCCUAGACUAUGAUUUUCAGAGUAACCAGCUCACAGUAGGGAUUCUCCAAGCAGCUGAGCUUCCAGCAUUGGAUAUGGGUGGCACAUCAGACCCCUAUGUCAAAGUCUUCCUGCUUCCUGACAAGAAGAAGAAGUACGAGACCAAAGUGCAAAAGAAGACCCUCAACCCAACCUACAAUGAGACCUUCGUCUUCAAGAUUCCAUAUCAGGAACUGGGUGGGAAGACUUUGGUGAUGGCCAUCUAUGACUUUGACCGCUUCUCCAAGCAUGACAUCAUUGGGGAAGUCAAGGUGCCCAUGAACACUGUGGACCUUGGACAGCCCAUUGAAGAAUGGAGAGACCUAGAGAGCGCAGAAAAAGAAGAGCCUGAGAAACUGGGAGACAUCUGUAUCUCACUGCGAUAUGUGCCCACUGCAGGGAAGCUUACUGUCUGUAUCUUGGAAGCAAAGAACUUGAAAAAGAUGGAUGUUGGUGGACUUUCAGACCCCUAUGUGAAGAUUCACCUGCUGCAGAAUGGCAAGCGACUUAAGAAGAAGAAGACCACUGUCAAGAAGAAGACCCUGAACCCUUACUUCAAUGAGUCCUUCAGCUUUGAGAUUCCGUUCGAACAGAUACAGAAAGUGCAGGUUGUGAUCACCGUGCUGGAUUAUGACAAACUGGGGAAGAAUGAAGCCAUUGGCAAAGUAUUCGUUGGCAACAAUGCCACUGGCACGGAGCUGCGGCACUGGUCUGACAUGCUGGCCAAUCCUCGCCGCCCCAUUGCCCAGUGGCAUUCCCUGAAGCCUGAAGAGGAGGUGGACGCAGCUCUUGGGAAAAACAAAUAG